UAUCUUUCAUACAAACCGCAACAUCUUUAAAUCUAUCAGACUAUUUGCAGCGAUCGCAUUUUGUCCCCAGGUGUGGUACGCCAAGGAUAACAAUUAACAACAUAUAAUUGCAAAUAUUACAAAAUAAGAUGCCGGUACCUACUCAGACAGCUUUCACAGCGCAGACAAAUUGGAAUCACAUAGAGAAAUGGGACUGUUCUGCUUACCAACGUGUCUGCAGUAAAAAGGAUGACGUCACUACUGACCUCUUUUCACGACAAAGAAGCAUGACGUUACAUACAUUGAAGUUUGUUCCACAUUUUCAAGUGGACCAACAAGUUUCAACAUCACUGCAAGUUUACCUUCAAAUUGUCGCUGAGAACAUGAAUAAGAACUCGAUCAAAGUGGUCGGCAUUAACAACAGUCAUCUAAACAGUUCUGUGUUCCAUGAAAUGAAGAAAAUUGGUUCUUAUUUGCAUGGAAUUAAAGUUCUUUACGAAGAAUUCAAUGAAUCAGAUCUCAACUCCUCAAUAAAUGGUAUUGGCAGGUUUCUUAAGAAUGCUGACCUUGCUAUCGUCCGUAAUUUGUCCACUGAUGAAAAUAUGUGUCAACUGCUACACUUCACGGUUCAACGAAACUGCUUCAUAGUGAGCGAAGAGGACAAUCUGUUCGGUGGUCGAACCCGUCCGAAGUCAUUGUAUCAUACUGUCUGUGCUCAUACUAAUGCGCACACACGGCUGGACCUGGUGCGUUGGCGUCCGACCAUGGAAGCAAUGCCUACGACUGCUAUCACAGUGCCCCAAAACCUCGAUCUCUCUCUUCUCUCUGUUGCACGAGCAAACAUCCCAUCACAACAUCGUCUCCUCAUAGUAUGUCCCCACCCAGCCCCUCACAGCCUCAAAAGGCACAUCCAAAAUUGGAGAAAGGACGCGGAACGUAACAACGUGUAUUUAUUAACUGUCAAUAAAAAAGAAGAAAACAAUUUCUUUAUAGACGACCUACCGGACAUCGAUUUGGCUUUUACCGUUUUUGAUCACGGUAACUGGGGUGGAGAAUAUUAUGUACCAGUGCAGGAUAAUGCGAGAGUGUUCAGUAAUGUGACGUUACAAAGUACACAAGUAGGAGAUGUCAGUUCCUUGGAGUGGGUCCCCGCAUCCAACUCGUUUGAAACUGGAAUUCCCGUAACCGUUCACUACGCUGGUUUAACCAGCACUGAUUACAAAAAAGCUGCUGGAGCCAAAUCCGCAAAACAUAAAAAAGAAAACAGUUAUGGCAUGGAUUUUAGUGGAGUAACUGAGAGCGGUGAGCGCGUGAUGGGUCUGGUCCCGCACGGCGCGGCGAGCAGCGUGGUGCACGCGCGGCCGGAGCUGCUGUGGCCGGUGCCCGCGCACUGGACGCUCGAGGACGCCGCCACCGUGCCGCUCGCAUACGCACAUGCACUCUACUGCUUGGGCAUUAAAAAGUCAGCAGAUUUAUCACCUGAAACAACUGUGUUUGUGCACAGAGGAGACGGGACCUUUGGCCAAGCAGCUAUAUCCAUCGCGCUCGGACACGGCUGUCGAGUAUACACGACAGUCACUCACAGGAGAAACAAGUAUUUCUUAAUGAAGCUGUUCCCGGAAUUACAAGCCGACCACAUCGGCAGUUUAAGAGACCGUAAUUUCAUAAAUACGGUCUUGAACGACACCAAAGGAAACGGCUGUGAUAUUGUACUGAGUUGCGUUAAAGGAGAUAUGAGAAAAACUUCAAUACUUUGUUGUGGAAUGGAUGACAUUUGCUUGGACUUUUCUCAACUCCACAACCCUAAUGAAGACAAUACUUGCGCAGUAUUCAAUCUCAAGAGGACGAGGUCUUAUUCUGUGAUUGAUUUCACAUCAAUGCUUGCCAAUGAUAAUACUGUAGAGAAGAAGGUGUUACAACAAAUGUUGAGCGAAGGUAUACACAAGGGCUACGUGCGCCCGUCGCCGCGCGUGUCGUACGCCCCGCACGACGUGUCGCGCGCGGUCCGCCAGCUGGCAGGCGGCAGGCGGCGCGCCUGUGUACUAUUGAAAAUGCAAGAACCAACACUUCAAACACAGCUCAGACUUUCAUGUAACCCACAUCGAAGUCAACUCAUAAUUUUAAGUGAAGAACGACUUGGACUUGAAUUAGUUGACAUGCUGGUGGCACGAGGUGCUAGGAGACUGCAUAUUCACACGAAAACUCACACGUCUGCAACGUUCCAAUUCAAACUAAGGAUGUUGGAGAAGAUGGGUGUUGAAGUUCAAACAUCAUCAGAUAACUUGGAACAUGAGAGUGAUGUAGUGUUACUACUUACUGACGCUGUCAGCAUGGGUCCGGUACAGAGUAUAUACGUGGUCACCAAUGAUGAUGACAAGUUCGAAGAAAGAGUUCUGGCUCAUCUAGAUACAGUGUCCAGGACAUUUUGCCGUAACUUGAGAUAUUUUGCCUUCAUCAAUAUUGGGAAGACAGUGUAUGGAAGGGAAACAUAUUCAAAACGCUAUCAAUAUAAGUUACCAGCCAAAACAAUAUCUCUGCCUUAUGCUAUUAAUGAUAUAACUGUUAACGAUGCAAUGGGUGCUUUGGAAGCUGCACUAUGUAGUGAUCACACAGUGAUUGUAGCUCAUGAAGAAGAAUUACACUACCGCAAUGAAGUGGAAAAGAAAGUUGCAGAAUUGAAAUAUGCGCCUUUGACAAAGAGUAAAUCAAACGCGACUACAUUACAAGAAGUAAGAAUCCGAGACGGAAUACAAAUGCAUGAGGAAGUCAAAGGUCUGGGGACAUACUUUUCGUUCGUGGAUACAGACGAAGUACAACAAUCUUCAAAUAUUGUAACAAUGUCAGCAACGUUCGGCGGUGAUUACUUGUGUGCAGAAGAAUGCGACUCCAGCUGGACGUAUAUCUGCAGUAUAUGCCAGCCAUAAAAGAAGUUGCUCCUGCUGUGGAUAAAUGGCGCAAUAGUAAAGCACUACUGGGUCGCACUCUCAUAUUAUAGGUACAUAAUUAACUACACCGUACAUUGAUUAUUAUCAUCAAUCCUCAUUACAGGGACCAAUUAAUUGUAUUAUUGUUGUUUCACAUAGUAUCUUCUACAGUCUUCCAAAUGGUUCGAAUAAAAUUUAUUUUGAAAAUCGAUUUUUACUUUAUUAUAAACUAAUUUUCACAAACUUCGAACGCAACGAAUUGGAACUAGCCUCCUUAUUUGAUAAUAACAAAUGAUAAUCAUGAAAAUGUCUUUCUAACGACAAGCGUCGAUAUUGGUCGGUAGGUACAUUUCCCAUACAUGUUUGCCCGUCAUCCUUCCUCCAUGCAUCAUACAGAUUGUUCUUCAAAUGGUAUUUUCAUUAGGUACUAUAACUUGUAUCUUCUGUUAUGUUUUGAAGCAAAUUGUUAUUUUCUGAAGAUUUACUGGAGUAUCCAGAGAUAGUUAUCUUCUAAAGUUUUGAAUCUCUUGCUUUUUUUUAAAUAACUUUUUGCAAGUUGUUUCGUUCCGGACUAAGGCCGGAAAUAAAUCUUUGGCAGCGGCAGUAGCAGUAGUUUUAGUAGUGGGAGUAGUAGAAGAAGUAGUAGCAUUAGCGACGGUGGGAGUAGUACUAGGCUUGUCAUAGAAUGAUGAUGUCGUUGUUUCCGUUUCCGAUUUCUUCGAUGCUUGCGUCGCUCACGACGAUGCUUGCGUCUUUUCAUUCGGUUUCGUUUUUUAAUUUGAUGCAUAACUUUUUUUUUGCAGAACACACGUCAUUGACAUGAUGUCCAUGAUAAAAUACACUCUCCGUCCUAUCACGGUCAGGUUCAUUGCUACUAUCUGAAAAUGCUCUUUGUCUAAAACGAUGAUUUAUUUAUUUAUCAUUAUACACACAUAGGCACAUCUUACAUCUAUCAUUACAGGUUUAACCUAAUGUGAUAGAGAAGCUAGCAAUAUCCUUAAACGAAAUAUAAAUAUAAGCAAUAGUUAAUAAGAAAUGUCACCAAAUAUUAUUAUGCUAUAUAUUAUUAUGCUUCGGGUAACAUCUUCCGUGUAAUAUAAUAUCUUUUUACCUGGUUUAUUUUAGAAAACUACCACACACUAGUAUUUUUAUCUUGGGUUCGUUUA
Molecule: messenger RNA, 4069 nt
Organism: Spodoptera litura
Lineage: Eukaryota; Metazoa; Arthropoda; Insecta; Lepidoptera; Noctuidae
Product: fatty acid synthase-like
Biological process (GO): fatty acid biosynthetic process
Molecular function (GO): fatty acid synthase activity; oxidoreductase activity
Source: RefSeq, a predicted model, not a curated record